Messenger RNA from Suncus etruscus (white-toothed pygmy shrew), 1217 nucleotides. RefSeq names its product C-type lectin domain containing 17A (gene CLEC17A). The transcript is spliced from 12 exons. Bases 1 to 1200 code for a protein of 399 amino acids. The record is from RefSeq and is a predicted model, not a curated record. Gene Ontology annotation, molecular function: signaling receptor activity. Lineage: Eukaryota; Metazoa; Chordata; Mammalia; Eulipotyphla; Soricidae.
AUGCGUGUGGUGCAUGGUGGGCUCCAGGCCCAUUUGCACAUGUUUAUCUUUGAGAGAAAAAGGGAACUGAGAGACAGAGAUAAAGACUGGCUCGCAGGGCUGGCGGCUCCCACUCAGCCAAGCAGAGGCAUGUUGGAGGCCAGUUCCCAGCGCCGGACCCUACAAGGGGUCCGAGAUGAGGAAGAGGAUGAUGACUACGAGAACUCGACUCCCCCCUACAGAGACCUGCCUCCCAAACCAGGUAUGGUCCAAGAUGAGGAAGAGUAUGAUGACUACGAGAAUUUGACUCCCCCCUACAGAGACCUGCCUCCCAAACCAGGGGUCCAAGAUGAAGAAGAGGACGAUGACUACGAGAAUUCGACUCCCCGAUACAAGGAUCUGCCUCCCAAACCAGCCUCCGCCCUGCAGACCUUGCGCCCUCCUGUCAGGUUUUUCCCAAAGGUCCGUGAGUUGGCCCCGAAAAGUGGUCCUGCCCGCCUGCCUGCCAAGCCGCCGCCGCCUGGCCCCGUUCCUGCUGUGCCCAGAACCAGGAAGCCCCUGAAAUUCCCCCCGCUGGAGAAGCUAGUGGGUCCGCUGUGCUUCCUUCUGAUCCUGUCCUUGGUCCUCAGCGCCACUGCGCUGCUCAUUGCCCUGACCAAGUACCAGGAGGUGAUGAAGGAACUGAGGGGCCUGGCCCUCGAGCAGACGACCUGGCGGGCGAAUGUGACUGGCCCACAGGGACUUGAUGGCCUGAGAAAAGAUAUUGGCCGCCUUCAAGCGAACACCAACCGGUCCUUGGUGGAACUUCGGGGUCUGUUGGAAUGCUCCCGGCUGGUGUGUCCCGAGAAAUGGCUCCCCUUCGCAGGAGAGUGCUACUAUUUCUCCGAAAACACGGGGAACUGGGCCACGGCAAGAGCCUUCUGCCAGGAGCACUUUUCGCACUUGAUCAAGAUCGAGAGCCAAGAGGAGCAGAACUUUGUGGUCCAAAACCAGAAGUCCUCUUACGUCUUUUGGCUGGGACUGUCCGACAAGGCCCAGGAGGGCAACUGGAAGUGGCUGGACGGGUCCCCAGUGACGCUGAGCUUCUGGGCCCCCAAUGAGCCCAACAACCAGGACAGCAAGGAGCACUGCGGCAGCAUAAACCCGGGUGGCAGAUGGAACGACCUGCCCUGUGAGAGCACCCACUUCUGGGUGUGCGAGCGCAAGUGUGAUUGCCUCUGAGCCGACUCUUGGGGCUC